CUUAUAGGCGCCAUUGUACCAUAACAACGGUUAUCGCUGCUCGUAAGAUCCGUCACGAAAAUUUUUAAUAUCCUAUUAAACGUGAAAUAUAUAGCUUGGGAGCAAUGGAUAAAAUGUAGUUUUAUGAUUAGAUAUUCGACAAAAAACAGUGUAUUACAUUUUCCUUAAAAACUCGUCACUCGGGAUAUGGGCAGGGUUCAUUCCCAUACAGUUACGCCACUCACACUAAUGGAUUUAAGUUUAUUCUUGUACAGUCACCCCUUUCACAUCCAAGGGAGUGAAGUUCAUUCCCAUGCAGGUGACGAAUUGACAACAAGCGGUGCUGCCUCACCAUGCGAAUUCCGAAUGACAGAGCCGUAUAUGACUGUAUAUGAGCGCCAACCGGAAGAAUAGCGCCGGAGGAAAUAACAUCCUAUUUACAAUGAUUUUACCCUAUGGGUUUCUAAAUAAAUUACUUCGGGCUAAAAUAACACAAGCGAUCUAACAGCAUUUCACUUUUUAUACAAAAAAGACCAAAUGGAAGGUAGCGGUGUUUGCAGUUGUGUUGUUUACAUUGAGGGAGCAGCUGCGCAGCAUGACUGACGAACACGACCAGAGCUCGGCCCGAUGCGGGGAGCGAUUGUUUUAGCCUGCUUUAACUAAACGUGUGUAAGCAGACGUGGAGCCGUAAGGAGUGCAGUGGUGGGCGUUCAUUACAGUCAAAACUCAGUUUUACUGGCGCUGCAAGGCAGACAGUAUAGAGUACGGAGGUGUCUGGUUUCUGGAAACGCGUUAAUUUCUGUCUGCCUGGAGGAGUCUGCUGUCCCUGCUGUGUUCAUCUCCAGUAUUUAUAGGAAUGUGACAGAUAGAGCAAUGCUCGUGUACUCCAAGGUUACGGUGCAAAGGUUACAGUAUUACCAGUGUUUCUAUGCCUGUCACGCUUUAAUCUGACCUCGUGAUUCAAACCGUGGCUGAAUACCAGCAUUUUUCAGAAGUUCAAAGGUGUAAACAGUCCAGCGAAGUCUAUCGCCGCAUUCCCAUCCAGGAAAAACUGCUGUCGUCCGUGCUGUCCGUGCCCCGUCGGUGGACCACGUUGCUGGUGAGAAACCUGCACUGAUUUCCUCAGAGCAGCUCAAUCACCUGUAGAUGCGGGAGGGGACGGGAUGUCUAUGAUCUCCUUUCUGCGCCGUGCCUUUAGGCUGUGUGGCAUUCCCGCUAUGACUCCGAUGUUCCAGCAGAGGGCGUUCUCCGGGGCGGAUGCCAUCAAUGCACUGCGGCCUUUUUACUUCGCCGUGCACCCAGAUUUUUUUGGUCAGCACCCCAGGGAACGGGAAGUGAACGAAAACUCGCUCAAACGGCUCAAUGGCUAUUUGGAAAAUCUGGAGAAACCCGGUUCCCGCUCGCAGAAACCUGCCAAGCUGACGUUCUACGUUAGAGACACAUCAGACAAUAAGAACGAUUCACGUGCGGCAGACAGCCCCAGCUUUCGCUCCGUGAGCUUCACCCUGCACACCAAGGAUGUCCUGAGCACCGUUGUGGACGUGCUGAGGUUCUGCAGCUUGUCCGUGGAGCACCUUGAGGAGCUAAAAUCCUGCUCGGAGCAGGCCAAGUCCUACCCCAAGGCUGGAGAGCAAUUCUACAGGCCCAUUAAGUGGGAUAAGAGCUACUAUAUCUUCACGGGCUUCCGGGACCCAGAGCAGGAGCUGGAACAGGCCAAGAGGGUGGAGACCAAGCUGAGCACGUGGCUGAGGAACAACGAGGCGGCGGCUGCGAGGAAACAGGAGGACAGCGAGCCGCGGCGGGAGGAGCUGCAAAGGCUGCGGGAGGCGCUGUGCCGGAAGCUGGGCCUCACCGACAUCAGGUGGCAGCGAAGUUGGGGAGUCGCUCACAGAUGCUGCCAGUUGCAGAGUUUAAGUCGCCUGUCACAGCAAAGUCCUGACUCGCUGCAUAACCUACAAGGACACACACUUGUAUUUGCUGACCAAUCAGGGAUGAACGCUUCUGGACAUGUGAUGCUGGGAACCAUGGACGUCCAUCACCAAUGGUCAAAACUCUUUCAGCGGUUGCCCAGCUACGAGGCUGUCCUGCAGCAGGCCGACUGGCUGAAGGACAGGAUCAGCCUGCUGAUGGGCGGCAUCCAGGUGGUCCACAUCGAGAGGCUCGGACCCGUGCUGCCCCUGCAAGACCACUACAGCACCCUCAGCACCUUCCACAAGCGGCUACUGCCUCAGCGACCAGCCCUGCACCCCCGCAGCCUACAGGGCCUCACCAUGACACUUGAGAAUGACUGCUCCAGUCCCCGGCUGCACGAGCUGGGCCAUUUCAUCAUCCCCACGGUAUGUGACACUGAUGAGCUGCCGGUCUUCCUCCUCAGCCGAGCCCAGGAAGCCCGGAGACUCGUCCAGGACAGAGAGCAGCUGGAGGCGGAGGAGCGGGACAUGGUCCAGCGAUGCCUGGGCUCACUGUCGCUGCGCAGUCUCCGCAAGGAGCCGAGCGUUAGCAGCAGACGCAUGAUCCCCUGCUGCCUGCGGCUGAUGGAGCAGCGGCUGCCCCAGCUGCAGGGUCUGCGUGUCUGCAUAUCUCACUUCUACUCCGUCAUGCAGGACGGGGACCUCUGCAUCCCUUGGGAUUGGAGGGGCUGAGGGGGGCCCCCAGAGACUGGAGGGGCCAGUCGUUUAAGGAUGCUCUUAGAAGAGGUUCAUAGGAAGCUAAACCAGCAGUGUUUCCAUGGUGACACUGUCCUGUCGCCUCUCUGUAUUCAGGAUGGACGUACAGCCUUGGCUGGAUGCAGGAACAGACAUUUGUCAGCAGUGCCCAACACAUCAGUCUGUUCCUUCAUCACAUCCUGGUUAACAUUUGAAGAGAGACCUGUCAGUGCGUACAGACUGUGCACAGCGCCCCCUAUGGCUCACAAUGCUGCUGUUUUCCUGUAUCAGGGGCCUCAUCAGCCCCUCCCCCAAUCACAUGAAGCGCACCCUUAUACCUGCGUAGUCAGGAGUAUGUAAGUAUUACAUCUGUGCUCACAGACCAUAGUGAACCAGCUGACCUCAGUACUGAUGCAGUCCUGCUGCCAGAUCAUGGGUCUUUGCCCUGCUAAACCCACAUAAGCUUCAUACCAGGCUCAGUAUUUUGGACGUACAGGUCGCGUCCCAUCACCGGUUAGCUGCAUGAGUGACCCUGAUGCACCUUAAGCGUGUGUGUGUGUGUGUGUGUGUGUGUGUGUGUGUGUGCAUGGGGCCCUACCUGGGGUGUACACUGCCUUAUGCCCGGUGCAUGCUGGGAUGGGCUCCAGGACCAGAUCAGGUGUCAGUGGGCGUGUCCCCUUGUGCCCCGCCCCCACCAUCAGCGCGGAAGGAGGAGCGGCAUUAGUUACUGCUGAUUGUCCAUUCGAUGCAGUCGGUCCAGAAAGGCUCACAGAUCCCUCUCAUUCUGAAAGGAUGCAUUUGAUUUCUGCUUUAUGUGAACGAGUUGCAGCCAGUGAUCAGGGCUGGACUCAGAUACGGGAUUAAGGCGGAUGGAGUGAUGACUGACUCCGUGUUGCUCACUGAGCCAGAGUGAUUGGCGCCCUCUUGUGGUCAGCCCGGCUUUUUAUGUCAUCCUCACCAUAAGUGUGAGGCGAAAGAUGACGUGAAUUUGUUUGUGAGUUUCACGUUUUCGUGUUUUCCAUUUAAAAGUGGCAAAUGCUUUUUUGUUUACAGAAAAUGAUCUAAUUGGUGAAAUUAUACACGUAACAUGCCACUUUAUUUGUCAGCAAUGUCCAACACUGUCAGUGUUAAAAUAAAAUUUUAAGAAAA
Molecule: messenger RNA, 3773 nt
Organism: Paramormyrops kingsleyae
Lineage: Eukaryota; Metazoa; Chordata; Actinopteri; Osteoglossiformes; Mormyridae
Gene: tcaim
Product: T cell activation inhibitor, mitochondrial
Cellular component (GO): mitochondrion
Source: RefSeq, a predicted model, not a curated record